Microthlaspi erraticum is the source of this 3972-nucleotide messenger RNA. NCBI's taxonomy places the organism in Eukaryota, Viridiplantae, Streptophyta, Magnoliopsida, Brassicales, Brassicaceae. The record is from the annotation of a GenBank genome assembly.
AUGGCGGUUUCGGAGCAGAGCUCAGACGUGUUUCCGUGGCUAAAAUCGCUGCCGGUAGCCCCAGAGUUCCGACCUACACUAGCAGAGUUCCAAGAUCCGAUCGCUUACAUUUUUAAGAUCGAAGAAGAGGCUUCCAAGUACGGAAUCUGCAAAAUUUUGCCUCCAGUGCCUCCUCCUUCGAAGAAAACCGCGAUUUCCAACCUUAACCGCUCUCUGGCGGCGGCAGCUAGGGGUCGUGAAGGCGGCGCUGUGUGCGAUUACGACGGUGCCCCCACAUUCGCCACGCGACAACAGCAGAUCGGGUUUUGCCCUAGGAAGCAGCGACCCGUACAGAGACCAGUGUGGCAGAGCGGAGAGCGUUACAGUUUCGGUGAGUUCGAGGCCAAAGCUAAGAUCUUUGAGAAGAAUUAUCUCAAGAAAUGCGGCAAAAAGAGUCAACUCUCUCCCCUAGAAAUCGAAACCCUUUACUGGAGAGCCACAGUGGACAAACCCUUCUCUGUUGAGUACGCAAACGACAUGCCAGGCUCGGCUUUUAUCCCUCUGAGUCUGGCGGCUGCAAGGAAGAGAGAGUAUGGUGGUGAUGGAGGAACAGUAGGUGAGACAGCUUGGAACAUGAGGGCAGUGGCUAGAGCAGAAGGAUCAUUGCUUAAGUUCAUGAAAGAGGACAUCCAUGGAGUUACAUCGCCAAUGAUUUAUAUCGCUAUGAUGUUUAGUUGGUUUGCUUGGCAUGUGGAGGACCAUGACCUUCAUAGUCUCAAUUACUUGCAUAUGGGUGCUAGUAAGACUUGGUACGGUGUGCCAAAGGACGCUGCUUUGGCUUUUGAGGAUGUGGUUAGGGUUCAUGGUUAUGGAGAAGAGCUUAAUCCUCUCGUGACGUUUGAUACUCUUGGUCAGAAGACAACUGUGAUGUCUCCUGAAAUAUUUGUCAAAGCCGGAAUACCGUGUUGCAGGUUAGUACAAAAUCCUGGAGAGUUUGUCGUCACUUUUCCAAGAGCGUAUCAUUCAGGGUUUAGUCACGGAUUCAAUUGUGGAGAAGCAUCUAACAUUGCAACACCCGAGUGGUUGAGACUGGCCAAAGAUGCUGCCAUCCGGCGAGCUGCAAUAAAUUACCGUCCGAUGGUUUCUCAUCUCCAGUUACUUUAUGACUAUGCAUUGGCUCUAGGUUCAAGAGUGCCAACAAGCAUCCACGCCAAUCCACGGAGUUCAAGAUUGAAAGAUAGGAAAAAAAGCGAAGGAGAAAAAUUGACUAAAGAGCUAUUUGUGCAGAACAUUAUCCACAACAAUGAGUUGCUUUGUUCUCUAGGAAAAGGAUCUCCAGUGGCUCUUCUCCCUCAGAGUUCCUCAGAUGUAUCGGUUUGCUCUGAACUGCGAGUUGGAUCCCAUUUGAGAACUAACCAGGAAAAGCCAAUCCAACCAAAAUCUGAAGACUUGAGUUAUGAUAGUGUUAUGGUCGGUUUCAGUAACCGUAUUAAGGAUACUGUUACAGUAAAAGAAAAGUUCACAUCUUUAUGUGAACGGAACAGAAAUCAUCACCUGGCAAGCAGAGAGAACGAGACUCAAGGAACUCAAGGAACAGAUGCUGAAAUGAAGAAAAUUGAGGCGCUUUCAGACCAGAGUCUUUUCACUUGUGCGACUUGUGGAGUCUUAAGCUUUGAUUGUGUAGCUAUUGUUCAACCUAAAGAAGCAGCGGCUAGAUAUCUCAUGUCUGCAGAUUGUAGCUUCUUCAACGAUUCGACAGUUGCGAAUCUUGGUCAGGAUGCAAGAUCUCCUGCACUUAAGCUUCAUUCACAAAGCACGGAUAAGCACAAUGUUGAUUACUUCUACAACGUUCCUGUUCAAACUGUUGAUCACUCAAUGAAGACAGACGAUCAAAUAACCUCAACAACUAGUAUAACAACAAAAGCGCAUAAAGAAGAUGGUGCUCUUGGGUUGCUAGCUUCAGCGUAUGGUGAUUGUUCUGAUUCCGAGGAAGAAGAUCACGAAGGCCUAGAUGGCAACGAGGAGGCUCCAGAGGGACCAAUUGCUACUGGAAAUGACGGCAAUACAUCAAUUCUGGACAUAGCUUUACCCUUUGUUCCAAGAUCUGAUGAUGAUUCUUCUCGGUUGCACGUGUUUUGUCUUGAGCAUGCUGCGCAAGUGGAACAGCAACUUCGUCCUAUUGGUGGCAUUCACAUAAUGUUACUGUGCCAUCCAGAGUACCCCAGGAUAGAGGCUGAGGCAAAGAUCGUUGCCGAGGAGCUUGGAGUCAAUCACGAAUGGAAUGAUACUGAAUACAGGAAUGUGACUCGAGAGGAUGAGAAAACAAUUCAGGCGGCCUUGGAUUAUGUUGAAGCCAAGGUUGGGAACAGUGAUUGGGCUGUAAAAUUGGGUAUCAACCUUUCUUACAGCGGCGUUCUCAGUCGCUCGCCUCUGUACAGUAAGCAGAUGCCUUACAACUCCGUCAUCUACAGUGUGUUUGGUCGCAGCUCUCCAGCAACGAGCUCGCCCUUGAAACAUGACGUUUCUGGUAGAAGAUUAUACAGGCAGAGGAAAUACGUUGUUGGAAAAUGGUGUGGUAAAGUUUGGAUGUCGCAUCAGGUGCAUCCCUUUUUUCUGGAGGAAGACUUGGAAGCGGAAGAAUCUGAACGAAAUUUUCAUAUGCAAAAUGCCUUUGAUGAGGAUAUCAGUGAAAACGGAUUGUCCCCAUGUGAUGUUUCUAGAGAUGCAACCACAAUGUUUGGAAGAAAGUACACUAGGAAGAGAAAGAUAAGAGCAAAGGCUGUGCAACGCAAGAAGCUUACCUCUUUCAAGAGGGAAGAUGGAGUUUCUGAUGACACAUCAGAGGAUCAUUCUUAUAAGCAGCAAUGGAGGGCUCCCGGGAAUGGGGAAGAGUCUUAUUUUGAGACAGGGGAUACGGUUUCUGGUGAUUCUUCUGAUCAGCAGCUCCAGGGACUUCGUCGACACAAGGGUGUUAAAGAAUUCGAGUCAGAUGAUGAGAUUUCAGACCGUUCACUUGGAGAAGAAUAUACUGCAAGGGAAGGUGGAGUUUCAGAGAACUCAAUGGAGAAAAGCUUACAGCUAUAUAGACAGUCAAUGGACAGACAUGAUUUGGAGGACUCUGUAUAUGGUCAUGAUGAUGAUAAUAUCUACAGGCACCCUAGGGGGAUGCCAAGGAGCAAACGGGCUAAAGUGAUUAGGAAUCCGGUUUCAUAUGAUUCAGAAGAAAAUGGCAUUUAUCAGCAAAGUGAAAACAGGCAAGCUAGUGGAAUGGGUGGUGAGUAUGAUUCAGCAAAGGAAUCUCUGGAGGAACAAGACUUUUGCAUCACAGAGAGAAGGCAAACCAGGUCCACAACCAGACGAAUAGUUAAAACCGAGGUAGUUCAGAGUUCGGGAGACACAAAAGGUCGACAAUCUGGAUACGGAAACAAGAAUCAAGAAUUGGAUCCUUACAUGGAGGGACCUAGCACACGGCUUAGGGUGAGAAUCCCGAAGCCUUCAAGAGAGUCUCCUGAAACAAAACCGAAGAAAACUGGUAAGAAAGGAAGCAGUAAUGCUAAGGCUUCCUUCUCCAUAGUUGCAAGUGAAGCAGAUGUGGAGAAAGAUGAAGAAGAAGAAGAGGAAGUGGAACGCUUGGCGUACCAAUGUGACAUGGAAGGUUGCACAAUGAGUUUCAAUUCAGGGAAACAGUUGGAUCUGCAUAAGAGAAACAUAUGUCCUGUUAAAGGCUGUGGUAAAACCUUCUUCUCACACAAGUAUCUGGUUCAACACCGGCGUGUUCACUUAGACGACCGUCCUCUCAAGUGUCCAUGGAAGGGCUGCAAGAUGACGUUCAAGUGGGCUUGGUCUAGAACCGAGCACAUAAGGGUUCACACUGGUGCAAGGCCUUAUGUUUGCGCUGAACCAGGUUGUGGUCAGACAUUCAGGUUUGUCUCCGAUUUCAGCCGACACAAGCGGAAGACAGGUCAUGCAGUUAAGAAGACCAAAAAGAGGUGA